AAGGUUAGUUGGGAAAUCCUGGAAUAUAUGAUACAGAGGAUGGGAUUCUGUGACAAGUGGAGGAAGUGGAUCGGAGAGUGCUUAAGAACAAGCCUUGUAUCAGUUCUGGUCAAUGGUAGCCCAACAAAGCAAUUUAGUGUGUCAAAAGGUCUUAGACAAGGAGAUCCCCUAUCACCCUUCUUAUUCCUAAUCAUUGCGGAAGGUUUAAAUGGGCUGGUAUCAAAUGCAACUCAAAAAGGAUUGUUGGAGGGAGUCGAAGUGGGAAGCAGAGGUCUGAAAUUGUCACAUCUUCAAUUUGCAGAUGACACAAUCCUAUUUGGAGAAGCUACUGAGAAAAAUGUCCUAGCAAUGAAAGGAAUUCUGAGAGCAUUUGAAAUCGUCUCUGGACUUAAGGUCAGUUUUAACAAAAGCCAACUGAUGGGAAUCUGUGUACAAGAGGAAUGGUUGGAUAGAAUGGCAUGGCUGUUGUGCUGCAAAAAAGGAAGUAUGCCAUUUAAGUAUCUAGGAAUCCCUAUCGGGGGGAAUCCGAGGAGAAUAGCCUUCUGGAAACCAUUGCUGGAAACCUUCAACAAGAAGCUUCACACUUGGCAGGGUCGGUUUCUUUCUCUUGGUGGUCGGAUAACUCUUAUUAACUCAGUACUGUCCAACCUCCCCGUGUUUUGGAUGUCAUUGUACCUAGUCUCGAAAGGUAUGAUUCUUUUAAUUGAUAAAAUUCAUAGAAGAUUUUUGUGGGAGGGGUCUGAGGGAGGGAAGAGGGUUAAUUGGGUUAAUUGGGUUAAUUGGGGGCAAGUCUGUAAAGGAAAAGAGAGUUGUGGAUUGGGGGUUAAGGACUUGAGGAAGUUUAAUGUGGCGUUAUUAGGAAAAUGGUGGGGGAGACUAAUGUCGGAAGGAAAAGGAUUAUGGAAAACUGUCAUUUGUGAGAAGUAUGGAAGGGUAGGGGAAUCAACCUAUAACAUGCUGAGGGGGGGAAUACAAUUUGGAUCAACUUGGUGGAGGGAUAUCUGUAGAGUGAAUCAGGCAGUUGGUGAUAACAGGGGCUGGCUUACUAAUGGAUUGAAAAUAAAUGUAGGGGAAGGGGCAGGAGUAAGUUUUUGGUGGGAUGAGUGGGGUGAGGGAGAGAGUCUUGCUAACAAGUUUCCAAGACUUUACUCAUUGUCUAUAGGAAAGAACAAUAGCAUAAGUCAAAUGGGAGGGUGGCAAAAUGCAUCAUGGGUGUGGAAACUAAUGUGGAAGAGAAGCUUGCACAGUUGGGAAAUGCAAGAAGGAAAAGGAAGGAUGGGAGUGCAUAUGGUUUGCCACAAUAUGGACAAUAUGGCUAACAAGAAACGGGAGGGUAUUCAAAAGAAAGGAAACAGACAGAAGAAAAAUGCUAGAGCUGGAUCUGGCAAGCUGUCUAAAGUUUACUAUGUAGGCAGAAGGAAAAACAAAGAAUAUACAACCAUCAGGUUAGAUGAGGCGUAUGUGGAAUGUGGGGAUGAUCAACUUUUGCUUGAUGAGUUUCCAGAUGAAUGUGUACCACAAGAAGAGGUAGAUGCAAUUUUGAGUUUUUGUCAUGACAAAGAAGCUGGUGGUCAUUUUGGUGCCUCCAAAACAGCAUCUAAGGUUUUGCAAUGUGGAUUUUAUUGGCCCUCUUUAUUUAAAUAUGCUUAUGCAUAUGGCAUAGAUUUCAUGAGUCCUUUUCCUUCGUUUUUUGGUAAGGAGCAUAUUCUUGUUGCAGUAGAUUAUGUGAGUAAAUGGGUAAAUGCUAUUGCAUGUCCUACUAAUGAUGCUAGGGUGGUUGUUAAAUUUUUGAAGAGUAAUAUUUUCACUAGAUUUGGCACACCUAGAGCUGUCGUUAGUGAUGGAGGUAAACACUUUUGUAAUAAGCAAUAUGAAAAUUUAUUGGCUAAAUAUGGUGUUACUCAUAAAAUUGCUACUCCAUAUCACCCUCAAACAAGUGGGCAAGUUGAGGUGUCUAAUAGGAAAUUGAAAAGAAUUUUGGAAAAGAUAGUUAACUUGUCUAGGAAAGAUUGGUCACUUAAAUUAGAUGAUGCACUUUGGGCUUAUAGGACAGCUUACAAAACUCCUAUAGAUAUGUCUCCUUAUAGGUUAGUUUUUGGUAAGACUUGUCACAUUCCUGUGGAACGUGAGCAUAAGGCAUAUUGGACUACUAAAUACUUGAAUUUUGAUUUGAAAGAUGCAGGUGAACAUAGAAAAUUGCAGUUGAAUUAAUUGAAAAAACUACGACUUGGUGCGUAUGAAAAUGCCAAGAUUUAUAAGGAAUGAACCCAGGCAUUGCAU
Rubroshorea leprosula is the source of this 2280-nucleotide messenger RNA. The record is from the annotation of a GenBank genome assembly. Lineage: Eukaryota; Viridiplantae; Streptophyta; Magnoliopsida; Malvales; Dipterocarpaceae.